UGAUACUUAUUUAGCAGGAAUGUACAGAUUACUGAUGUACUUAGGAUGCAAAUGGAAGUACAAAGACGAUUGCAUGAACAAUUGGAGGUACAGAGACACCUCCAGUUGAGAACUGAAGCACGAGGGAAGUAUAUGCAGUCUAUACUGGAGAAAGCUUGUCAAACACUAGCUGGUGAAACCAUGACCUCAGGAAGUUACAAGAGUAUCAAUAAUCAAGGAAUUGUGGACAUGGGUUUUGUGAAGGAUUUUGGUUCUUCAAUGAAUUUCCCUUCACUUCAAGACUUGCACAUAUAUGGAGAGCAAGUUGAUCAUAUGCAGCCGCAUAUGGACAGAUCAUCAUCUCUUGAAGGAUUCAUGACUGUCAAUGAUAGCAUCAGUCUUGGGAAAAAGAGGCCCAGUCCAUAUAGCUGUAGUAGCAAGAAUCCUUUAAUGUGGUCAUCUCAUGAUCUUAGACUACAAGAAUUAGGAACAGCAGCAGCAACAUGUCAAUGGUUGGCAGCUCAUGAUCUAUAA
Telopea speciosissima is the source of this 513-nucleotide messenger RNA. RefSeq names its product myb family transcription factor IPN2-like. The record is from RefSeq and is a predicted model, not a curated record. The coding region runs from base 46 to 513 and encodes 155 amino acids. The transcript has 2 exons. NCBI's taxonomy places the organism in Eukaryota, Viridiplantae, Streptophyta, Magnoliopsida, Proteales, Proteaceae. Gene Ontology annotation, molecular function: DNA-binding transcription factor activity.